AGGAGGAAGAGGAGGAGAUCCUGUCUUCAGCAGUGAUUAAGUAGUUUGUAUGAAACCAGGAGCCAAAGGUGUCCACAGCCACACAUCAGUAUUGAUCCGGACGGUGUUUGGAUGAUAUCCAUCAGUGUUAUUUAACCUGGUACUUGUGAGAAGCACUGCAACAACUGUGGACCAUGAAGAAGGUUGCUCUGCUGCUGGUUGUGUUGCUCGGCGUUGCACAUUUUGCAACUCUGAUCAGCUGUGAUGAUGAUGUUGCAGAGGAGAAGAAGAAGGAUGCUGAUGAAGAAGACAGUGAUAGUGAUAGUGAGGAUGAGGAUGAAGAUGAUGACACAGAGGUGAAAGAAGAGAACGGAGUGCUGGUUUUCACCAAUAACAAUUACGACACUUUCAUGGAAGGCAAAGACACAGUGCUGGUUGAGUUUUAUGCCCCAUGGUGUGGCCACUGCAAACAGUUUGCUCCAGAGUACGAAAAAAUCGCUCAGACUCUGAAGGAGAAUGACCCUCCGAUACCUGUGGCCAAAGUGGAUGCAACAGAAGCCAGUGAGUUAGGGAGCAGGUUCGAAGUGUCGGGCUAUCCCACCAUCAAGAUCAUGAAAAACGGGGAAGCUGUGGACUACGACGGAGAAAGAACAGAGAAGGCUAUUGUGGCCCGGGUGAAAGAGGUGGCUCACCCAGAUUGGAAGCCCCCUCCUGAGGCAACGCUGGUGCUGACCAAGGACAACUUUGAUGAGAUCGUUAACAACGCAGACAUCAUCCUGGUGGAGUUCUAUGCUCCAUGGUGCGGACACUGUAAGCGUCUGGCUCCAGAGUACGAGAAGGCAGCCAAGGAGUUGAGCCAGCGCUCUCCUCCCAUUCCUCUGGCCAAGGUGGACGCCACUAUUGAGAGCGAGCUAGCUACUCGUUUUGACGUUACAGGCUAUCCCAGCCUCAAGAUCUUCAGGAAGGGCAAAGCGUUUGAAUACAACGGACCCAGAGAACAGCGCGGCAUUGUUGACUUUAUGGGGGAGCAGGCAGGGCCUCCCUCCAAGCAGGUCCAAGCAGUAAAACAGGUGCAGGAGCUCAUUAAGGACGGUGAUGAUGCUGUCAUAGUCGGCGUGUUCUCCAGUGAACAGGAUUCAACCUAUGAGAUCUACAUUGAGGCUUGUAAUGCACUGAGGGAAGACUUCACCUUCCGUCACUCCUUCCACUCUGAAGUGGCAAAACUGCUGAAAGCUUCGCCCGGUCAGAUUGUCGUAGUUCAGCCGGAAAAGUUCCGCUCAAAGUAUGAGCCAGCGUCACACACACUUGAAUUAAAGGACUCUACGUUGGUGUCAGAAGUGCAGGAGUUCUUCAAAAAACAUGCAAUCCCUCUGGUGGGCCACAGAAAACCAAGCAAUGAUGCCAAGCGCUACACCAAGAGACCCCUGGUCGUGGUUUACUUUGGAAUUGACUUCAGCUUUGACUUCAGGAAAGCUACGCAGUUCUGGAGGUCCAAGGUGCUUGAGGUGGCCAAGGACUUCCCAGAAUACACGUUUGCCAUUGGUGAUGAGGAGGACUACGCAGAGGAGCUGAAGGGCCUCGGCCUGAGCGAUAGCGGAGAGGAAGUUAAUGUGGGAAUUCUGGCAGAUGAAGGCAAAAGGUUUGCUAUGGAGCCAGAGGAGUUUGACUCAGAUGUGCUGAGAGAAUUUGUUAUGGCUUUCAAGAAAGGAAAGCUCAAACCCAUCAUCAAAUCCCAGCCAGUGCCAAAGAACAACAAAGGACCAGUUAAAGUUGUGGUAGGAAAGACCUUUGAAGAUAUUGUUAUGGAUCCCCAGAAGGAUGUCCUGAUUGAGUUUUAUGCUCCCUGGUGUGGCCACUGUAAAAAACUGGAGCCUGACUAUUUGGCUCUGGGCAAGAAGUACAAGGGGGAGAAGAACCUGGUGAUCGCCAAGAUGGACGCCACAGCCAACGAUGUGCCAAACGAGAACUACAAGACGGAAGGCUUCCCUACGAUAUACCUGGCCCCAAGCAACAGCAAGCAGAACCCCAUCAAAUUUGAAGGUGGCGACAGAACACUAGAGGGCUUCAGCAAGUUCUUGGAAAAGCAUUCCACAAAGCUAUCACAGAAGAGAGAUGAACUUUGAAAAUAUCUCUUUUGAUGAUUAGCUAAGAACUCUUAAACAUGCUCGGGCAGUGUUUUUGGGGGGGCGGGAGGGGAGGUGAAGGGAAUGCAGUUACUGAGUUGCUGUUAUAAUUGCAGUGUUUGUUCAAAGAGAUUCAGCUUUCUUCUGUAUCUAAAAGCAUGUAAGCACUGUUGGAAGAUUUCAGU
Anoplopoma fimbria (sablefish) is the source of this 2287-nucleotide messenger RNA. RefSeq names its product protein disulfide isomerase family A, member 4 (gene pdia4). Gene Ontology annotation, cellular component: endoplasmic reticulum lumen; cell surface; endoplasmic reticulum. Gene Ontology annotation, molecular function: protein disulfide isomerase activity. NCBI's taxonomy places the organism in Eukaryota, Metazoa, Chordata, Actinopteri, Perciformes, Anoplopomatidae. The transcript has 10 exons. The coding region runs from base 174 to 2102 and encodes 642 amino acids. The record is from RefSeq and is a predicted model, not a curated record. Gene Ontology annotation, biological process: protein folding; response to endoplasmic reticulum stress.